CUUCACCAUGGCGAACCAAAACGGCCAAACAGACCAGCAACUGCGUCCUCCCACACCGGACUACAUCACAAUGGGGGGUGACGAUGAUGGAAUGGAGACGCCCCGCCUACAGGAAGGCAUAAAAGCAAAGCCAAAGCGCAUCAUAGUCUGCUGUGAUGGAACGUGGAUGGACUCACUAGGGAAGAGGGGAGAAGAACCACCAUCAAACGUCACCCGCAUCUCACGCGUUCUGCGCCGGACAUGCUACGACGGAACUCACCAAGUCAUCGCCUACGUCCCCGGCGUGGGCACAAGUAACAAGCUGGAUUCCAUUACCGGCGGCGCCUUUGGUAUGGGACUGGAUCAGGACAUCCGCGAAGUCUACAAUUUCAUCUGCACCAACUACGUCGACGGCGACGAAAUCUUCCUCAUUGGCUUCUCCCGAGGCGCCUUCACCGCCCGUUCCACCGCCGACAUGAUCGCCUCUCUUGGCAUCCUCAUGCCCGACGGUCUCGACCGCUUCUACUCCAUCUUUCACGACUACAUGUACAUGGGCACCCCCUCACGGAACAAGACCGAGUUCGUCGUGCCCAACCUGCCCGAGUACAAAGGGCAAAAAGGCCAGGCCAAGAUCGAGUGGGAGGCAGAGCGCAUGAAGACGUACAAGGAGCAGUUGAUCGAGCUGGGCUACACGCGGGACAAGUUCAGCGACAAGAAGACGGACAUCACCAUCAAGGCGCUGGGAGUGUGGGAUACCGUUGGCGCUUUGGGGAUCCCGCCUGCGCCCGUGAUUGGAGUCAGGGGGUCGUCUAACCAGUGGGCUUUCACUCACACGCAGAUCUCCGAUAAGGUGGAGCAUGCUUUCCAGGCUUUGGCGCUGGAUGAGCCCAGGUAUGCGUUCCGCCCGGCCUUGUGGGAGCGGUUACCGGGUAGCAAGACGAAUCUGAAGCAGGUGUGGUUCCCAGGGACGCAUGCGAAUGUUGGAGGGGGGUGGUAUGAUCAGCAGAUUGCUGAUAUUACGCUUGCUUGGAUGUGCGACCAACUCUCGACCCUGGGCGUCGAAUUCAACCUCAAAAGGAUGCACUCCAUCUUCCUCGACUCCCUCCGCUACUCCGCCGCCCACCCCUUCCCUUACUCCCCGCCUUCCUUCACCCAAGCCCUCCUCACCAAAGGCAAAUCCACCAUCUCCAAACUUCUCACCAUCGGCAAACCCUCCUCUUUAUCCCCGCGCCCCUCCUCCAUUUCAAUUCCAUCCCCCAUUUCCCCCCGCCAAUCCACCUCCACCACUUCCUCUUCCAUCUCUUCCUACUCUCACACCAAAUCCCAUUCCCACUCCAAAUCGCACUCCCUCUCCACCCCAACCAACACAAAAGGCACACCCGCCCUCCCCUGGGCCCUCCCCCCCAUCUUCCACCCUCCCCCCUCUUCGUGCUCAACAGGUCCCUUCUUCCACGACUCCAAAGAAUGCACCCCCCUACACAUCCACUCCCACCCCCCUCUCGCCUCCACCCCUUCCGCCCUCCUCUCUCUCGGCGCCCGUCCCUGGGGCCUAGGAACCCUUCGCAACCCAGCCAAUACAAGUCUAGCUACCCUAGCGGGGCGCACCGUUCGGCGCCCUGGACUCUUUUUGCGGGUCGACGAGGACAGCAAUACCGAUACGCCUUUUCCGCUUUUAUCCACCGGGGAAACAAUACAUUCGUCUGUGAGGGUACGCUUGACGUGUGGUGGACUAGGGCCGGAUGAUAAGGAUGUUUGGGGGUGUGAUGCUUUGUUGAAGGGACAAGACGGGAAGCCGUUGUGGAAGUUGGAACGGGGGUGGGGAGUCGGCAAGGAGGAACAAGCAAAAAUAGAGGGGUUUGUGCCUAGGGAGGUGGGGGUUUGGGGGAUUGAGGCGAAAGGAGGCAGGAAGAGGAGUGGGUCAAGGGUAUACCCCACGGAAGGAUUAUACCAAGUCAAAAAAGAGGAAAUGGCGUGGCGGUGGGUUUAUAUAGGGGAUGAAAAGUCGGUGCAGACGGGAACGGGAAGUGGGAAGAUUGUGUUUGGCAAGGGAGUGCGGUUCCCGGAUCGAAAGGUGUUGGCGGAGGAGCCGGUGGUGGGGUAUUGGGAGCGGUAUCUUUUGGGCAUGUUGACUGCGCCGGGUGAGAGGGAUGUGUGGCGGUGGGCGGCGGAGAGGGGGAUGGAGAGGGAGAAUUUGAAGGGUGGUGGUGGUGGUGAGGAAGGGGUGUUGGCGGAGGUUAGUACGAAUGAGAGAUUGAAUGGGAGGAUAAAGAGUAUCAGUAAUGGGACGGGAAAUGCAAGUGCCAAGGGACAUACCAAGGCUGCGCAUAGUGUUGGUUAGGGACAGGGACAUUGUGGCGAGCUGUGCUGGUAGCUUGGUGAUGGCGUGGGGAGAUCUUACCUACUGCUUUUUGAGCAUCGGAUUAUGAUUUAUGGCUAGCCUGGUGUUUAGGGAGUUUUUCCGGUUCUCUGCGUUCAGUCAUGGAUAUUUCAUGGAAGAAACGAUAUAGUCAUUUUUGGCUAGU
Molecule: messenger RNA, 2501 nt
Organism: Neurospora tetrasperma FGSC 2508
Lineage: Eukaryota; Fungi; Ascomycota; Sordariomycetes; Sordariales; Sordariaceae
Exons: 4
Coding region: 8-2317 (769 amino acids)
Source: RefSeq, a predicted model, not a curated record